AUGCCGCCCACUCCAGGGGCCCAUGCAUCUCCAUACAGUGAGCUUUUCACCCCCCGUGGAAUCGGCCACCACACCGAGAUCCACCACAACCUCCGCGCCUAUAUUCGUCACUACGUUGAAACCUCUCUUGCACCCUAUGCCCAAGAAUGGGAGAUAAAGGGCGGAAUUCCCGAGGAGGUGCGAAUGCGCCAUUGCGAACUAGGUUUCAAUAUUAUGCACCCCCUCCACGUAGCCGGCUUGUCUCUUCCAGGAAAUGUGCCGUUUGGUAAAUGGGAUAUAUGGUGCAGCCUUAUUGUGAUUGAGGAGCUUACACGUGUUGGGUUUGUCGGCGUGAUCUGGGGUCUUGGUGCUGGAAACACAAUUGGAUGCCCUCCUAUUGCCAAGCACGGAACUCCAGAGCAGCAGAAGCGAUGGCUGCCAGGCGUUGCCAAGGGUGACAUCAGAUUUUGUCUUGGGAUUACGGAGCCUGACGCCGGCUCAGAUGUCGCUCGUAUCAAAACCACGGCUAGACGUGAUGGUGAUGUGUACAUUGUGAAUGGUGGAAAGAAGUGGAUAACUAAUGGAGUCUGGGCUGAUUUCUGUACCGCUGCUGUGCGAACAGGUGGCUUGGGAGCUGAGGGCAUUAGCUUGCUUGUAAUUCCCUUGAAUGCAACUGGAGUUACUCGCCACAGGAUGUACAACUCUGGCGUGAAUGCAAGUGGAUCAACUCUCAUCAUAUUUGAUGAAGUGCGUGUUCCAGUCGAAAACUUAAUCGGUGAGGAGAACAACGGAUUCAAACUUAUCAUGUCAAACUUCCACGCAGAGCGUAUUGCACUAUCUUGUGCAUCCAUCCGUCUGGCCCGUGUAUGUGUCGAAGAUGCAUACAACUAUGCAGUUCAGCGUGAAACUUUUGGUGUUCCCUUGAUCGAGAGACAGGUGAUUCAAGCCAAAAUUUUCGAAAUUGGAUUGAGUAUUGAACCCGCGUACGCGUUCUUGGAACAUCUAGUCAGUGUUCUCCAGCAGAUAAACGACAAACUUUCUGAUGAUUCCACAAUCCGUGCCGUCCCAAUCAGUAUCGUCCCCGCUCAUUUAAUUAGCUCAUUUCAGGGUAUGAUCGGCUUGCUGAAGGUCACAUCUACCAGAGCUCUAGAGAAGAGUGUGAGAGAGGCCCAGCAGAUUCUCGGAGGUGCUGGAUACAGCAAGUCUGGAAAGGGAGCACGCAUUGAACAGAUCAGUCGUGAUGCUCGAGUUCAUGUUAUCGGCGGUGGCAGUGAGGAGAUCAUGAUGGGUAUGAGCAUACGGAGUUUUGAUGCAAUAAAGAAAAGAAAAGAAAAGAGACUGGCCAAGAUCUAG
This is a messenger RNA of Penicillium taxi, 1332 nucleotides long. Its product is annotated as acyl-CoA dehydrogenase family protein. Gene Ontology annotation, molecular function: oxidoreductase activity, acting on the CH-CH group of donors; flavin adenine dinucleotide binding. The record is from RefSeq and is a predicted model, not a curated record. The coding region runs from base 1 to 1332 and encodes 443 amino acids. The transcript has 4 exons. NCBI's taxonomy places the organism in Eukaryota, Fungi, Ascomycota, Eurotiomycetes, Eurotiales, Aspergillaceae.